Molecule: messenger RNA, 1059 nt
Organism: Acanthosepion pharaonis
Lineage: Eukaryota; Metazoa; Mollusca; Cephalopoda; Sepiida; Sepiidae
Source: the annotation of a GenBank genome assembly
AUGCUUACUGUAAUAUUGUCAUUCCAAAAUAAUUCCUUUGCUUCUUCCUUCUUUUCUUCCUUCCUUCUUUCCUUUCUUUCCUUCCGUCUUUUCUUUCCUACCUUCUUUUCGCUCCUUCCUUCUUUCCUUCCUUCCUUCCUUCCUUCCUUUUCUUCCUUCCCUUUUCCUUCUUUUAUUUCCUCCCUUCAUUCCUUCCUUUCCUUUCUUCCUUCCUUCUUUUCUUUCUUUCCUUACUUCCUUCCUUCCUUCCUUCCUUUCUUUCUUUCCUUCCUUCCUUACUUUCUUUCAUUCUUUCUUUCUUUCCUUUCAUUUCCUACCUUCCAUUCCUUCCUUUCUUUUCUUCCUUUCUUCCUGUUUUUUUUAUUUUCCUUCCUUCCUUUCUUUCAUUCCUUCGUCCUUACCUUCUUUCCUUCCUUUCUUUCCCUUUUCCUUCCUUUCUCUCCUUCCCUUCCUUACCUUCCUUUCCUUCUUUCUUUCCUUCUUUUCAUUUCCUUUUUUCAUUCCUUCCUUUCUUUCCUUCUUUCCUUUUUCCUUUCUUCCUUCCUUUUUCCUUCCUUCCUUCCUUCCUUUCUUUCCUUCCUUCUUCCUUUCCUUUCUUCAUUCCUUCUUUCCUUUUUCCUUCCUUCCUUCAUUCCUUCUUUUCCUUUUUCCUUCCUUCCUUUUUCCUUUCUUCCUUCCUUUUUCCUUUCUUCCUUCCUUCAUUACUUCCUUCCUACUUUUCUUUCCUCCCUUCCUUUCUUUCCUUCCUUCUUCCUUACCUUCCUUUCCUUCCUAUCCUUCCUUCCUUCCAUUCCUUCUUUCCAUCCUUUCCUUCUUUCCUUCCUUCCUUCUUUCCUUUCAUCCUUCUUUCCUUCCUUCCUUCUUUCCUUUCUUCUUUCCUUCCUUCCCUCCUUUCUUUCUUUCCUUCUUUUCCUUCCUUUCCUUUUUUCCUUCCUUUCCAUCCUUCCUUCCUUCUUUUCCUUCCUUCCUUCUUUCCUUCCUUUCUUUCUUUCCUUCCUUCCUCCCUUCUUUCCUUCAUUUCACUCAUCUUCCUUAUUCAUGUUGUUAUCUUGUAUUUGA